This is a messenger RNA of Musa acuminata AAA Group (dessert banana), 1916 nucleotides long. Its product is annotated as S-adenosylmethionine decarboxylase proenzyme-like. Gene Ontology annotation, biological process: spermine biosynthetic process; spermidine biosynthetic process. Lineage: Eukaryota; Viridiplantae; Streptophyta; Magnoliopsida; Zingiberales; Musaceae. Bases 517 to 1707 code for a protein of 396 amino acids. The record is from RefSeq and is a predicted model, not a curated record. Gene Ontology annotation, cellular component: cytosol. Gene Ontology annotation, molecular function: adenosylmethionine decarboxylase activity. The transcript has 3 exons.
ACCCUCCUCUCGGCGCCGCUUCCUUUGCGUUUCUCUUGUCUCUGUCCUGCCCUCCUCCGUGUUGCUCUUUCACCACACAUCUUAGAGGCGAAUCUUUUGCGAAGAACAGAUCGCCGGCGAGCCGCAGACUCUUCUCGCCUCUAGAUCUCUUAUCUUUUUGCAGAAGUGUGGAUGAAUUAAUGGAGUCUAAGGGUGGGAAGAAGAAGUCUAGCAGUAGUAGUAGUUCAUUACAGUACGAAGCUCCCCUCGGCUACAGCAUUGAAGACAUCCGACCGCACGGUGGAAUCGAGAAGUUCCAGUCUGCUGCUUACUCCAACUGCGUGAGGAAGCCAUCCUGAUAUCUCCUCAGAUGUCCCCUUCGGUAGAGUAGGAUUUCCCGUGCUUUUGUUUUUGUUCCUCGAGCUGUUUACCUAUCUCUGGCUUGCUGCUUUCUGAUAAUCAAACCUCUCUCAAUCUCUCGUCUUGUCUCCCACUCUCUUCUCCAUCAACCCUCUCUGUUGUUCUUGCACUCACCCGAUGACAUUCUCGAUGGGUGGUUCCCCGCACCCUCCCCCUGUUUCGCCAAUUGGGUUCGAGGGGUACGAGAAGCGCCUGGAGAUUACCUUCUCUGAGGCGCCCAUCUUUGUCGACCCCCAGGGUCGUGGACUGCGCGCCAUCUCGCGUGCGCAGAUCGAUUCUAUUCUGGAUUUGGCACGGUGCACCAUCGUGUCUCAGCUGUCGAACAAGGACUUCGAUUCGUAUGUCCUCUCUGAGUCGAGCCUCUUUGUGUACCCCUACAAGAUCAUUCUCAAGACGUGUGGGACGACAAAGCUCCUCCUUUCCAUUCCCAGAAUCCUUGAUCUUGCUGCAGACCUCUCGCUCUCUGUUCUGUCUGCAAAGUACUCACGUGGGACCUUCAUUUUCCCCGGCGCGCAGCCAUCUCCGCACCGCAGCUUCUCUGAGGAAGUCUCUGUCCUGAAUGGCUUCUUUGGCAGCCUCAAGUCCGGCGGUAAUGCUUAUGUGAUUGGUGAUCCAUCGAUGCCGAACCGGAAAUGGCAUAUAUACUAUGCUACCCAGAAACCUGAGCUGCCUUUGGUUACUCUGGAGAUGUGCAUGACCGGGCUGGACGCUGAACGCGCAUCGAUCUUCUUCAAGAACUCAGUUGAUGGCCAUAAUUCUUCUGCGAACGAGAUGACGAAGCUCUCUGGGAUCUCCGACAUCAUUCCUGAGAUGGAAAUAUGCGACUUUGAUUUCGAGCCCUGUGGAUACUCCAUGAACGGGAUUCACGGUCCAGCACUCUCUACAAUCCAUGUGACACCCGAGGAUGGUUUCAGCUACGCGAGCUACGAAGCCAUGGGGUUCAACCCUCACUCCUUGAAAUAUCACGACCUGGUCGAAAGAGUCCUCAGGUGCUUCGGCCCUUCUGAGUUCUCCGUUGCAGUCACCAUCUUCGGAGGACGUGGGCUGGCUGCCACAUGGGCGAAGAAGGUUGAUCUGCAUGGAUAUGCUUGCAAUGACAUGGUGGAGCAGGAGCUUCCUGGUGAUGGACUGUUGGUCUACCAGACCUUCGCUGCUUCCACUGCGACGGCAGAGUCACCAAGGUCCAUCCUGCAUCACUGGGAAGGAUAUACUUUGGAGAAUGCUGUGAAGGAUGGCAAAGGAGGAGUCUUCUCAGAACGUGAGGUGCCGGUGGAGAAGGGAGGGAAAGAUGAGAAGGGGAGAUUAUGAGAAAGGUGUUCUAUUCCUGUUUGCCUGUUCGUCUUUUUUGGCAAAGCAGCCGGCCAGGCUACUAUUAGUAUAUGCUAAUGUGAAUAAGAACUCUGGGUGGUUUGCUGUGUCUACCACAAUGAGUUUGGAGUAAUAAUCAAAUGAUGCUCUCUUGGUGUGGAACAGAGUUGGAUAUCAAUAAAAAAAGCUUUAAUUUUUGUGGUUUACAA